Messenger RNA from Sinocyclocheilus rhinocerous, 533 nucleotides. Its product is annotated as beclin-1-like. The transcript has 4 exons. Bases 219 to 533 code for a protein of 104 amino acids. The record is from RefSeq and is a predicted model, not a curated record. Lineage: Eukaryota; Metazoa; Chordata; Actinopteri; Cypriniformes; Cyprinidae.
AAGUAGUAGACCAUCUGGGAAUCUUUGGCAUGCUGUUUUCAACAUACCGGUAAUAUGAUUUGGAACAUACUAAUUCUAGUUUCGAAUACUAUUUAGGAUGGAUAGUAUGCGAUUGGUACGCAGCACAACACAGGAAUUACGCAACAUACGUCAUUUCCCAUGCUAGUAGUAAACAGGAAGCGCACUGAUACCGUAAGGAGACGUCAAUUGAAAGAAACAUGGAGGGUUUGAAGUUUUCUAGCAACACCAUGCAGGUGAGUUUUGUGUGUCAGCGCUGCAGUCAACCACUGAAGCUCGACACAUCCUUCAACGUCUUAGACAGAAUGACUAUCCAUGAGCUCACAGCUCCAUUAUUGACGGUGACAGCCAAUAAACAGUCGGAAAGCAGUGAGGGCAGCCGUUUUCCUGAGGAGACCUUUUUGGAGAGCAAACAGGAUGGUGUGUCUCGGAAAUACAUCCCACCCGCAAGGUAUGAUGACCCUGAUGGCACCUGUCUUUACACAAACACAUAUGUUCUGGUUAGAGCUGCAUGA